This is a messenger RNA of Hyphopichia burtonii NRRL Y-1933, 2267 nucleotides long. It is a transcript of the gene PSD1, whose product is annotated as phosphatidylserine decarboxylase 1. The transcript has a single exon. Gene Ontology annotation, biological process: phosphatidylethanolamine biosynthetic process. The record is from RefSeq and is a predicted model, not a curated record. The coding region runs from base 292 to 2172 and encodes 626 amino acids. Gene Ontology annotation, cellular component: mitochondrion. NCBI's taxonomy places the organism in Eukaryota, Fungi, Ascomycota, Pichiomycetes, Serinales, Debaryomycetaceae. Gene Ontology annotation, molecular function: phosphatidylserine decarboxylase activity.
AGCUGAACUUACAACCGAUACAAACACAGUCAAGCAUUGCGUUCUCUGCUCUGUGUAAAGUGAAUUGAUUGCAUUCAGUGCUUAGAGUUGACCAUAUAGCAUUGCGUUGUUGGUAGGUUUCUUUGUUGGAGUUAUUUUGUUCUUUUGUUUUCCUUUUUGUUUUUUUGUUUUUAGUAUCUCAAAGGUGGUUAGGUUUUAAAAAGUCAUAAACGACGUCUUUUAGAAUCUUAAGAAAUUCGGAAAAUAGACCAGAGAGCCAAUAGAGUUUAGAAUAAAAAUAUAUUGCCCAAAAUGGCGUUCAAACCCUCUCCUUUCAACGCAUCGGCCCAUAUGAGACAUAAGGUAAGGUAUAACUCAACCAAUCUCAAAUUUGGACCUCAAAUUAUGAAUAUUAGCCAACCAUUGUCAAGGGCUACAUCUGUAGCUGAAAUUAGUCUUCAAAGACAAUAUCAACAGUCUAAUGCUAAUAUUUCCCAACCUCAGCAACAAGCCAGGUAUUUCAGCUCAUAUUACUAUAAAUUUCCCAAGAUUCCCAGACCUAAAAGAAGUGCCUUAUAUUAUUCUACUUGGUCCAAAGGCUCAAGUGGAAUAAUCGGUGAAGGUAACAGAAAUUUGAGGUUACCUCAGAUCAAAUUAUCUAAACGACUGUUUUCAACUGCAAAUCAAAAAAUUAAAACUAAAACUAGGAAUAUCCAUAAAAGAUUUUUCUCAGCUGAAGCUCGUAAGAGAAGACAGGAACGUAGAAAAUUUGUUAAAUGGUGGACUUUAACUACUUUAACCGUUGUUUUAGGAGGUGUAGCUGCCAAAAUUGGAUAUGAUCGUGGGUAUGAUAAUAUUGAUGACGAAGAUGAAGAUAUUUUCCCUUUGAAUCAGUACUCAAUCAAACCUCAAUCAUGGCAUCUAUAUGCAUAUUCCACCUUACCAUUGAAAUCCAUCUCAAGGUUAUGGGGCCAGUUUAAUUCGAUUACUUUACCAGUUUGGCUAAGAAGUCCAUCUUUUAAAUUAUACUCUGCCAUCUUUGGAGUUAAUUUGAACGAAAUGGAAGAACGUGAAUUACAUACUUACUCAAAUUUAUCAGAAUUUUUUUACCGUAAAUUGAGACCUGGGGUUAGGCCAAUUGCAAAUAGUGAUUUGGUUUCACCAUCUGAUGGUAAGGUAUUGAAAUUUGGUGUUAUUGAUAAUGGUGAAAUAGAACAGGUUAAAGGUAUGACUUAUUCUGUUGAUGCUUUAUUAGGUUUAAGCACUAAAAGAUUGGCGGCACCCCGUCACUCUCUUGAAUUUGAUCACCAGGCUAACGAUUUAUCUGUUUUACAAAGAGAUCAAGAAUUUGCUAAAAUUAAUGGUAUUUCUUAUUCGGUUGAUGAUAUUAUUGGAGGUGAAAACCAAUCAACUUAUCAUAUGAAUGAUAUGGAAUAUACUGAUAAAGGUGACAAGACAGCUCCUGAUUCUAAAACUAGUUUAGCAAAAGAAUUAAGUGUAGCCCAAAACUUGGCUCCAACUCCUUUAGAAAGACUUCAUUUAAGUGGUCAUAAACAAUUAUAUUUUGCGGUUAUUUAUUUGGCACCCGGUGAUUAUCAUAGAUAUCACUCACCAACUAAUUGGGUUACCACUUUAAGACGUCAUUUUAUUGGUGAAUUAUUUUCAGUUGCGCCAUUUUUCCAAAAGACUUUACAAGGGUUAUUCGUUUUAAAUGAAAGAGUUGCUUUAUUGGGUUACUGGAAGCAUGGUUUUUUUUCAAUGAUUCCAGUUGGAGCUACUAACGUUGGUAGUAUUGUUGUCAACUUUGAUAAAGAUUUGAAAACAAACGAUGUUUAUGAACAUGAGAGUUAUCUGAGAAGUAAUAGUAGCCGGGAAGAUCUUGAUGAAAAUACUCCAUUGUUAAAAGGUAGCGACAGCGCUGCUGGUACCACCAAUAGUUUUGAUAUAGAGUCUGAAGGAAUGGUUAAACCGAAACAACCCAAGAAGUAUAAGAAAAAUACUGUUUAUGAAGCUACUUAUACUAAUGCUAGUAGACUUUUAGGAGGGUAUCCAUUAACAAAAGGCUCUGAGGUUGGAGGAUUCAAACUUGGGUCUACGGUUGUUUUGGCCUUCGAAGCUCCAGAUAACUUCAAAUUUGAUUUAGAACUUGGUCAAAAAAUCAAAAUGGGUGAAUCUUUAGGUCACUUUGAAUAAGCAAAUCAGGUCAAAGGGUGAAAUCUUUUUUAACAUAAGAAACUACAAAAAAAAAAAAAAAAUUAUAGAAAAAACGAUAAAAACUUGUAUACUAG